UUUGUAAAAUGAAACAUUUCUCAUAGUUUUAUUUGAUUUUCUUUGCACUAAGACAAAGAGUUACAUUUGGAGUUUUUAGGAGUAUUUAUAAGUUAUUAUGCUGUUAUUCUAUUGGUCCAGUUCUGUGGUUUGAGAUGAAGUUAGGCUGUGUGUGGCCCCUGGACAGAAACAGACAAUCCACAGAAAUGCAAAAAUACUGCUGCUGUGACGUAGAGGAUCACGUGACUGGACAGGACACACGCUGGUUGAUUCACUCGGGAUCAUCACCCUUAUGAACCACUUCACGGAAGUAGGUAUUCUCUGCUUUUGUGUUUAUUACGAUCACACUAGGGUCAGAAGUAAUUACACCACAUUACAGCAUGAACCUACAGCUUAGCACGUGUCUGUUUGUGUGUCUGGAGGAAGUGUAGAGCUCCUUUUAGCUACAAGCUAAACCCACGUAAAUGUGCAUGAGCUGACUUUUCCUUAGACACUGUAGAUAUUCUGUCUCGGUUGUUUGCAGUAAAGUCUUGAGUGUUUAUUUCUGCUACCGUUGCUUCAAACCAUGUCCCUACAGACUGUCACGCCCAGUAAACUGUGCAACUGUUGACGCUGCCCGGAAAGCUAGCUAGUGUUAGACAACUGACUUACUGACAACAGCCGCGAAUCUAAUGACGAAUCGGCGGUUAGCUAAAAUAUUAGCUCCGGUAUUCCAACUUUAGCGGGAUACAAUCAGUAGCAUACGCAGCAGGGAAAACAGAAAACAUUACCACAGCUGGUAGGGAUGGAAGGAGAUGAGUGCAGUUUUCCUCCUGAUUCUUCAGAUGAUCACUCACAAAGAGGAAGUGUCGCCUCUUCUGCAACGCUUUCCCGUGCUCAAGAUGUGCUGAUUUACCUGUUUGGUGACAGUGCAGUCCAUCUAACUGUAGAGGGACUUGGCAGUGUCACUGUACAUGAGUUGGGCCGCAGUGUUCGUGAGGCUCUCAAUAUUCCUGACUCUGCACAAGAUGUUUUUGCCUUCUGGCUGUGUUCUCCACUGCUUGAGUUGCAGUUGAAACCGAGACAUCAACCUUACAAACUGUGUCGGCAGUGGCAGGACCUGCUGUAUCGUUUCACUGAAGCCUCAGAGGAUGACAUAUCUCAAGAUGAGCCUUUUCUCCAAUACCGUCGGAAUGUUUUUUAUCCUAAAUCUAAAGAGCUCCAGGUAGAUGACGAAGGAGUGCUAAGACUUCUGUAUGAGGAAGCCAAAAAUAACAUCCUGACAGGCCGAUACCCUUGUGACCCCGAGCACUGGACGAGUCUCGGUGCCUUGUCUCUUGCUCUUGAGGAGGGAAGUGGUCUGGACAGCCAGAAACUCAGUACUACAAUUAAAGAAAAGAAACUGUCUUCUUUUCUGCCUGCACAUGUUGCCAUGGGGAGUGGCGGUCUGCUUUCCACUCUAAGAGGGAAGUCGAGUCGUCAGGCAGGUCUGGAGCAGAACCUUCUGGACGAAUACAAGAAGAUCAGCACAUCUGCCGGAAACACCCCCGAGUCCACUCAGCUCCUCCACCAGUACCUCAGUACAUGCCACACUCUGCCUUAUUAUGGAUGCGGCUUCUUUUUUGGAGAGAUUGACAAACCUGUGCAAGGGAUCCUUCAAAGAGGACGACGCAAAGCUGUCAGUGUUGGGAUUUGUCUGGAGGGAGUUUAUGUAAUAGACGUCAAAGAGAAGCAUGUGCUUCUCGGCUUGCGCUUCAAUGAGCUGUCAUGGGACCACAGUUACCCAGAGGAGCAGGGGGAUUCUCACAUUCUGUGGCUGGAGUUCGAUGGAGAAGAAGAUGGCACUCCUGUCAACAAGCUGCUGAAGAUCUACUCAAAACAAGCAGAGCUAAUGAGCGGCUUCAUUGAAUUCUGUGUGGAACUGAAGUUUGCGUCUGAGGGAGCAGCUGCAGCCGAUGCAGACGGUGAGGCAGGUCUGUCCCAGAAGGCCACUGGGCAAGACGGCAGCAAGAAUGGGCGUGGAGGACGACGUGGGUUACUGCGCAGGCAGAGCAGCGUUAUGUGCAGUCGGGUCCAUUCACUUAACACGAUUAGCUACGUGGACAAUGGGAAAGAAAUCAAACGUUUGAAGCCAAAACGAGCCGCUUCCUUCUUCAGUCGACAAGCGACUUUGCCCUCCUACUCUGCCGUGCAAGUGACAGACAGUCUAGAGCAAGGUUAAACUCAUGGAUCAGCUCUCACACGCCUCUCAAAGACCAAACCUGAACAUUUACACUGAGAUUCAAUGAAAAGACUUGAUAAGAGCUUGACAUUUAUUUGUUAAUAUAUGAACGUGCAAAGGACCAAGUGAGGGAUUGAAGUGUGAGUGAUAAUAUUUAUCUGUUGAAAUUGUGUAUAUAUAUAUAUAUAUGAGAUUACUGAAAUGUGAAAAAAAGAUGAGCUUUUAAGUUACACAUCCAAGGUUAGACUGAAGUAACUUUUCGUUAGUCCACAAGUGAACAUGUGGGAGAAAAACAGCAAUUUCUGAACACCAUAAUAGCAACAAAAGCCUGAAUAAGUCUGAGAAAAAGCCUUAAUGAAAUCCUCAGUCCUUUAUUGAAAAUGGUGACUAUAUCUAAUAACACAUGCUGAAGCCAUCACUUGAAAUCCAUUUAAACAUCCUACAGCACUCUGGAGUAGUGUUUAAUGCCAUCAUUCAGAAAUCUGAGUAAAACCACUGCAUUACCUCUUUUUUAUUUUACAAUACCAUUCAGGACUUGAACAUUUACAAACAAAGCCCCGUGUGACAAACGGCUUGUUACUCCUCCUCUUGGUGUGGCUUUAAGAGUAAUCAAAAAGUCAUCACAGUCAGUGUCGGAGACGCUUUCAGGGGAUGACCUGUUUCCACUAUUCUACUACUACUUUAAACUCCCUGUGCCUUGUUUCUGUGAAAUUUAAGAGGGUGAAGCCACUCAAGAAAAGUACUGGCAGAAACAUCAGCGUUGGGUUUAACUAUAGGAAAGAGUCCGUAUGGGAGCACAUCUGCUGUGUUGUGGAGGCUUCUUGUAAGUACCUUUUAUUUAAAAGUGAGUAAUGAUUACUGAUAUUGGCAGCUGGUUGUUUUGGAAGAGGAUGUACAGGUGGCAUUUGUUUGUUUUUACAUUUAAACUAAUUUAACUGCCAAAACAGAUGGCAUGAAUUUAGUCCAAAAAAGUAGCUGACAUUUUAUGAGAGCCAAAAUGACAAAAUAUCUAUAAGAGUCAAUGACUACCCAAACAUUUAGGUUUAUAAAUACAUGUAAACAUAAAUGAAAUAGUAUUAGAUGUAUUCCACUACGUGGGCCAUUCUGCACUGGUUUUCAUGUCGCUGAGUGGGCUGUAUUUGUCAUCAAACCACUUAAAAGUUUUUUGACAUGUGAAUGCCAUUUAUGUCAAUGUUUUCACAGCAGAGAUCUUGACUUUUGCUUCAAGUGUGAUAUGCAAAGUAAAGCUGAUGCAAUACCAUACUUGUGCAACUUCAGACAUGAGAAAGCAAAAAUGGCCUGCCAGCUACUCAAAACUGAUAAAUUCAAAGUACAGUGUGGUAGGGCUGCACAAUUUGGUGAAAAGGUCAUAUUGUGAUUAUUGUGGAUAAUAUUGUAGUUAUGCCUGUAGAUUGCUGAUAAUUUGACGUGCUUUUUCUAACACACUAACUUAAAUUAGUAUUUUAAUUUGCACAUGUGUUUUACACAGUACAACUCAGUGCUCAGUGUUAGUUAAUCCAAAAUAUCACACACUGGACCUUUUAAAUUGCAGCCUUGGUAAUUAUAGAAUUGCACAGGCUGACUUGCAGAUUCCCAAUCACUUUAGUGAUCCAAUCAGAGAAAUUCAGUUGUAACACAAGUUAGUUAAUGAAAUUUAAUUGAUCUUGCAGCUUUAGUUUGUGCACCAUUUUGGGAGCCUAAAAGAAAUCAUUAUUGUUGCAAAAACAUGGUUGUUACUCAAAAGAUGAGAGGGAACACAGUUUAUAUGUGUAAACAACACAGACCAACUGACCAAGGACUUUAAAUAUGCUGCUGAAUUCACACCAAAGCAAGCCUGUUUCCAGCACUGCUGUGCAGUAUGCUGCCUAGAUCCUCCAGAGACAAACUAAAGUCUCCACCUCGAGUCCUCUAGUGUCUCUGAACUUCACCACGAUGCUAAAAUGUGCUGUACAUGUAACAAGCACACUCACCUCAAUGAUGGCCAUCAAAGAGGGUAUAAAACUCUGUAAUGACGCCUUCCACUUGAACAUAUGUCCUCAAGGUGACCCAGGUUCCUCUUCCUGAUUCUUCUGAGCAUGCAAACCACAGAAUGUUCUUUUAUAUGCUUUGACUUAACUGUCUGUCAACUGACUAUGUAACCUAACUCCAGCAGUCCAGUAUAUUGUUGCUAACACACACUAUGCAUGUCAUGUUGUAGAAUAGGCAUUCCAACAAACUACACAUCAUGAAAUACUGCACUAUGAAUACUAAUACACUGUUUAUAAAUUCGUUACAUCUGCUGUUUUUUGUAUAGUUUGUUAGCUCCUUUGAGAAAAUAUUUGUACUUUUCAUUUUCAUAUCCUUGUCAGUGUUUGUAUGAAGAAGUAGGUCAUUUUUAAGCAUUAUCUUCUCAAACAGUCACUUUACAAAAGCAUAAAGUGCCUUUUUGUUUGUACCAGUUUGGCUGACUUUUCGGUGCUUGCAAACUUGGAAUGGACAAUUUUGGUAUUGCUGUGGUCUAGGAAGUGUAAUUGUGUUUUUAUAAUGUAUUGCCCACAAACAAUGCAUUUCAACUUUCCUAUCUGAUGUGAGUAUAUCAACGUACUGGCUUAGACUGCUGCUGAACAGUCUAAUCUGGUGACUCUGCAGUGGUCAAUCAGUUCUGCCUUCAUCAAAACAUGUAUGAUAUGCUUUUUUUUUUUUUUUUCUUUUUUAAAUAAAUACAUGUUAAGUGACUUA
Molecule: messenger RNA, 4897 nt
Organism: Sphaeramia orbicularis (orbiculate cardinalfish)
Lineage: Eukaryota; Metazoa; Chordata; Actinopteri; Kurtiformes; Apogonidae
Gene: frmd8
Product: FERM domain containing 8
Exons: 11
Coding region: 764-2179 (471 amino acids)
Biological process (GO): negative regulation of canonical Wnt signaling pathway
Cellular component (GO): cytoskeleton; plasma membrane
Source: RefSeq, a predicted model, not a curated record